AGUUGGCUAUGAAGAGCUCUCAUUCCGUACGUCACUGUGGAGGCUGUCUGCAACAUUAUCCAAAUCAAGAUAUCUCGUGACCGUUCAAUGUGGGCGAGACCAAAGUCAAGUGUUACCAGAAGAAGCUGGCUUACCUUGGCUACUCUCGGCAAAGGUCCUCAACAUGAAUGUCGACGACGAGUAUGGAAGUGUACACUGGCAAACCGCUACGGAUUUAGAAUCAUCACGAACUGAACAUGAUUCGGAUCCCUUUGCAACAUUUGAUGUACAGAAACCGUCUUUGACUAGGAAUAUCAAUGGAUAUGAGAAUCAUGCCUCCAGUUCCAGCGGAUAUGAUCGUGAUACUUUCAAUGCCAAGCAUUCACCUGACACAGCAAGCCAGUCCAAAGACACCAAUACAUCAAACGACUCACAUUUUAUUGCACAACCUAUGACGAUUACAAUUACUGAGCCGCAGAAGGAGUCGGAGGGCUCAUCUGGAACCUAUAUCUCUUACUUAAUUACCACUCAUACUAGCAUCCCGACGUUCAGUUCGCGAUCUCCAUGUCGUGUGCGACGGAGGUAUCAAGAUUUCGUUUGGCUGUACAACGCACUGACCUUUGAAUAUACUGCCAGUAUUGUACCACCGUUGCCAGAGAAGCAUAGAAUAGAAUACCUUAAAGGAGAUCGAUUUGGAACGGAAUUUGUGGAGAGACGUCGGCAAAGUCUGCAGUGGUUUUUAGAUAGAAUCGCACGGCAUCCGCUUUUUCAACAAUCUCAAAGUACCCGAGUUUUCCUUGAAUCUGCAAAUUUCAAACAUGACAAACAGCUUCAGACUGUACGAGACCCUUCCAGUGGGUCAGUGAUGGAAACCUUGAGUGACACUUUCCUGAAUGCAUUCACCAAAGUUCAAAAACCAGAAGAGCGCUUUGUGGAUAUGAAGGAGAACAUCGACAAAUUGGCUGACAAUCUCAAUACUGUUGAGCGGCUCUAUAGCAGAAUAGGCAAACGCCAACAAGAUCUGUCCCAGGAUUAUGCCAUGUUUGCCAAUAGCGUCGAUGGGCUUUCAAAUCUUGAAACUGGGAUUUCUUCACAAUUAGGCCAAUUCGCGGAAACAUCCAGAAAGUAUUCGGGAGCAAUCAAAGAGAUGUGUGAUAAGGAAGAUUUACUGUUUCUAAACCAAAUCCACGAGUAUCUAUCGUAUUGCCAAGCAGCCAAAACAUCACUUCGCGCCCGGGAUCAGAAACAGGUUGACUUUGAGGAAUUGUCAAACUAUCUGCAGCAUACCAUUCAAGAACGUGAGCGAACUAUGUACCCUGGCAGAAAGCUUGGUGAUCGUCCGGCUGUCAAUAUUACUGGAUUCCUCACUGACAAGGUAAACGAAGCUCGAGGAGUCAAUAUGGUGCAAGCUAGGCAAGAGAAGCUAGAGAGACUUGAGCACAGAAUAGCUGAGCUGCAAGACGAGGUUGCUAAGAGCAAUGAUGUAUCUAAUAUGUUCUCCAACCAAGUUAUGAAAGAGUUUCAAGUUUUUGAGAAAGCAAAAACGGCUGAACUCAGAAAUGGUCUUUUAGAUUAUGCCGAUAGCCAUAUUGAAUUUUAUAAGCAAGGCGCUAGUAUUUGGAACGCUAUUAUUCCGAUACUGGAGGCCACUGACGUUCCUGAGGACUAAAGAGGUCAUACAUCGACUGGAUUUUUCGCUGGAAACAUCCUUAGUAAACUCUCCUUGUACCCUUUCCUAUGUAGUUUUCCUUUCUUUUCACCAUGCAGUCCUUACAAUCAAUACUGUCGUACGACGACAUUGCAUAAAUAGUAUUUUGACAAUAGAAUCCCUUCGCAGAUUUUGCCAAGAAGAUGGUAGGAAUAGUUGCCGUUUAUCACAACUUUUUUUUUGAGUGCAUACAAAUGUAUUCUAAGUGGCUGCUUACACUUACCCCCUGACAAGCUACAGGUGGCCAUCC
Umbelopsis ramanniana AG is the source of this 1937-nucleotide messenger RNA. RefSeq lists its product as uncharacterized. NCBI's taxonomy places the organism in Eukaryota, Fungi, Mucoromycota, Umbelopsidomycetes, Umbelopsidales, Umbelopsidaceae. Gene Ontology annotation, molecular function: phosphatidylinositol binding. Bases 164 to 1648 code for a protein of 494 amino acids. The transcript has 10 exons. The record is from RefSeq and is a predicted model, not a curated record.